Messenger RNA from Rhinopithecus roxellana (golden snub-nosed monkey), 2365 nucleotides. RefSeq lists its product as uncharacterized. The record is from RefSeq and is a predicted model, not a curated record. The transcript is spliced from 3 exons. The coding region runs from base 936 to 1871 and encodes 311 amino acids. NCBI's taxonomy places the organism in Eukaryota, Metazoa, Chordata, Mammalia, Primates, Cercopithecidae.
UUAUAGCAGUGCAAGAAAGGACUAAUACAGCCAGGGACGGUGACCUGCAGGGCCCGGAGCAGCCACAGGUGUGGCCGUCCCCAGCUCGCAGGGCCUUCCAACUCUGAACCGAUAACAGCAUUGUGGCAGGUGGAGCACAUCUGCUGUUUUCUGCGCAGCUGGGGAGGGAGCAGCUCCUCUUGGAGAGCAAGUGUCUUCGUUUAGGAAAAAGCUCCUUUCUAAUUAGCCAUUUUAAAGGCACAUUUCAACCAGGGGCCAAGGCCACAAAAGAGACAUUAGAAACGAACACAAUUUAGAGGAAAGCACAGAGGUCAGAGCGAGGAGUUGAGGCAGGAGGUCCCUGAGUGACGCUCCCUUCCACCCCUGCGUUCCCCCCACUUUCAUGGGGCGGCCAAAGGACUUGUAUGUCAUGUUCCGUUUGAUGCUGUUUGCACUACAGUGAUCUCAGUGCCUCCAUCCCCACCCCAAACGUCUGCAGUGUCUCCCACACACCCAGAUGCCUUGUGCCUGUGGAUUUAUGGGGGAACAGGGGCGGAGUGUCACAUCUGAGUCUCUGUGGUUCAGAAAUGUGCAAGGACACGUAUCCACCUCAACACUGAAAUAACUCAGCCAAAGUAGAGCUCAGAGCCACAGGCGAUGUUAUAGAAACCUCAGCAAGGGCUUUGCGGCCUUCCGCAGGACACAGACGUGACCUGGCACUUUUUAUGCAGCUGAGAAGCAGGUGACCACAGGCAGAGCGUGCAGCCACCCAGGUUUUCCAGGACCAGCGGGUUUCACCAGGUGCGGGACUUUCGGGGCUGAAGCCAGGAAAGUUUCCAGCAAACUGGGGAGAGUUGAUCACCGUAAACAGCCACCACCUGGGUCACAUGGGCCCCGGCUGGAGGCCAGACUAGGUCUCUACACACUUCUCAGUCAGCUCUCGCAUUAAAGGAAUCAUGGGGGUGGACACCGUGCCCUCCGCUUCACAGAGGAGGAAACUGAGGCUGAGAGAAGUCCAUCAAUGUGCACACGACCACACCACCAGCGAGUGGCAGAGUGAGGACUUGAGCCCGAGGCCCGUGCUCUUCAGCGCUGUGCUUGUCACGUGGUCUCCUGAGGCGCCUUUAAACCGAAACCAACACCCUCAACAGCCUUACUCCGGGCCCUGGUGCAGAGCCUGGCCCAAGAGUCCCCUUGCUUUCCGUAGCCCCUCCUCAUUCCUACCAAUGCCUUCGCCUUCCUCAGACCACCCCCUGGCUGUAGGUCGCGGUCUCCCUCUGCCACCCUUCCCACGUGUCAGCCCAGCAGAGCCCUGUGGACUUUCACCACACACCCCGCUCUGGAUUCAGAAGAAUCACAAAUGCUGCCUGCUUUGUGUCCUCAGCCCCCUCCCCACUGUGUCCCUGUCCCACACGCCCCGCCCUGACCCUCGGCCAGGCCUGCAGGCAGCACCUUCCUGUCUGCUCCUCGGUCAGGAAACAGCAAUUCCCUCCCAGCUUGGGGAUUUCCAAGCUGGAAAUUCAAACAGCUCAGCACGGAAGAGGCUUCAACAGGGUCAGGAACACCGUGAUCGUGGUGGAAACUGGAGGGAAAGAGAAAGGAAGUCCCUCUGCCUGCCGCUGUCAGCGCAGCUCCAGGGGCGAGAGACGGUGCGAGGUCAAUCCCGGGCUGGGCCCACCACCGGCCACGAGCAGGCGCAUCCUCCCUGGAGGCCCAGGACCUGCCACCAGCCAGCUGAAGAGGCUGGAGACUCGAGGCCGAAAGCCAACAUCUGGAGUCGCACCAAUGCAUGCUCUCGUCCCAGCUCUGGCACAUGCCAGCUGUGUGACCUUAGGAAGGCCAAAGCUGUCUCCGAGCCGAGCUCUAUUCUAAAGACAUUUUUCACUGUUUAAAAGCCUUUGAUUCCUUUACUUCCCAGCAACUGGCUGAGUUCCCAGGGCUGAAGUUGCCUUGAAGUUUGACUGCUGAAUAAGAAAAAGAGUUUUCCUCUCUUUUGUUGUUAACUCAAUCCAGAGUUUGAGCUGGUAGUAUAAAGGUUUCAAACAUACUGAAUCGGAUUUCUUCAACUAGAUUGUUUUGGAAAAUACAAAUAUGAAACCUGGGAAGGACAGAUACAGAAGAAAAACAAGUCUCCGUUCCAGGCUAAGGUGGAUGGAAGGGGGGUUGCCGCAAGGAGGCUCGAACCUGAGACAGUCUGAAAACCACAAAAACCUCCCCUGCAUUUGGGGGCUGGCGUGCAGCUGCUCACAUUUUUAUCUUGCUAAAUUAAGAAUAUAAAAUAAUAACCAUUGGAUAAGAUCACCCUUAUUUUAGAAAACAAAGGGGAAAGUCAACAAAAAGGCUGUUUUGUUUUGUUUUAAUUAAAGGGAUUUAACUUUCUGAAAAA